AUGGAGGGAGCCAUAUAUUAUAGUAUACUUUCUAUAUCAUAUCAUGCAGCAUUCCCCAGGUGGUGGUUGUCCUUAGCAGUAGAUGAUGACGGUCGCGAGAAAUUAUUCAACGUCCUCUCAGAGAAAAGAGUUGUAUGGAACGGUCACGCAAGGAUAGCAAUAGGGAGGGCCUUGGCAGACAUCCGAACAUAUCAUUUUGACCCUGAAAGAUCCGCUCUUCCUCCAUCAAAAAACGUGUCGUCAUCGAAGACUCUGAAGGCAGGAGUACCGGUACCACUCAGGAAGACUGAAUGCAUAGAAGAUAAAGUCGAAGACAUCGAGGAAGCCUGA
This is a messenger RNA of Cylicocyclus nassatus, 330 nucleotides long. The record is from the annotation of a GenBank genome assembly. NCBI's taxonomy places the organism in Eukaryota, Metazoa, Nematoda, Chromadorea, Rhabditida, Strongylidae.